GGCUACAAAUCGUAAUUGCUAGUUAAUAUUGAUCACAACACGUUUGUUGUCUUAUUUGGGGAAACAAAAAUUGCAAAGUUACCACUUCAAAGGGGGUGACACAUUUUGUACUGUGUAUUUAAGGUAUGUCGGGGCUGAGUGUCGUGGUUCUGGCGCCUAACGGCCGCCGGCAAACGGUGAAAUGUAAUCCGAAUACCACAAUUCUUCAGAUUAUAGAGGAGGUAUGCCGCAAGCAGGGCUAUAAACCGGAGGAAUACGACAUCAAACACCACAACAAGAUUCUAGACACGACGCAAACUUUUAGGUUCUCAGGUUUGCCGAACAAUGCCCAAUUGGAAUUGGCCGCGGCUUUGAAGAAUCGAAUUGAGUGCGAUAUAACAUUGGCGGUAAAUUUAGAGGACGGCCGCCGCAUCACUGAUACUUUUAAGCCCCGGGAGACCCUCCAAGUAGUGCUGCAGAAGACAUGUCCGGAAUUAGCGGUUCCUGAAAAAAAUCCUGUAGUUAUUUAUACCAGACGUGAGAUUUAUGGGGAUGAAUUGGGAAAAUGCACCCUUAGGAGCUUGGGGUUGACCGGAGGGCGAGCUAUGAUUAGGGUUAUUAAUAGAGACCCUGAAUUGUUGAAACAGCAAGCGAAUGUGUCUGCUUGUUUACCAUCAAAACCACCUGAAGAGAGGCCUUACGUUAGAAAGUAUCAACCGCUAGAUGAUGAUAAUAGAUCGUCAUCCCAGAAAGCGGGUCCCGAAAGCUGUAACACCGCUAAAGUAGAUCCCAUUCAAAUAGCCAAAGAAAAAAGGAAGAGUAACGAGGAGCAUUGCGCGGAUCAGCAAUUGGAAAAGAAGAAAGUCACGGAUUAUAAACCUGUAAGAAUUGCCGAACCCAUGGACGUUGAUCCAGAUGAGACACAAGAAUCGCAGGUUGUCUCACUGAAAAGCAUUGACGAAGAAUUCAUUUUCUGCGGCGAUCGUAACGGCAUGAUUUUCUCGCUAGAGUCCGCCAUUUCGGUGCCCGCAGAAGAUUUGCCCGAAGAUUUUUUCGAGCUGACCAUCGAUGACGCGAAAAAAAUAUUGCGCGACGUCAAGAGGCGUCGCAACGAGCUCGAAAAUCAAGAACUGAGAACGUCGCAGCUGCGCAAGUUGGAACAGUCCAAGAAAGAGCUCAGGCAAUUGAACAGGUACAAAAAGGCGGUGAUCAGAGUCGAGUUGCCUGACCGGACAGUUAUCCAGGGCACUUUUAAGCCGACGGAAACGAUCCGUGACGUUCUGGACUUCGUCCGCGGUUACCUUAGGGAUCCCGACAUAGAUUUUUAUAUAUACGCGACUCCACCCAAAUGCAUUUUAAAUGUGGAAAGUCGAUUAAUCGAAGUGGGAUGCGUGCCGGGGGCGUUGUUACACUUUGGCAGCAAGGACGAUAUCAAAGAGGGUCUGUUAAAGAAAGAAUUUGAAAAUAUGUUCACCACCAAUUCAGUGGCCAGCUUGGCCGCAGCUAGAAUAAGGCAAGAAAAUACGAGAACCGGUAAAAGUACUUACGUGGACGAUGACCCAAUGGACGGUGAAGAAGUAGACGUGAAUCAAGGCGCUAGUACCAGUGUUUGUUACGACGAUUCGCUCGAUACCGGAAGAAAGAUAGUCAGGAGCACCGAGAACGUUCCCAAGUGGUUCAAACCUUUACAGUAAUACGAAUUUUGUCCGUCUUGAUCGUUUUUUAAUCUUAUAAAAUCAAAUAAAUCGUUUUCUUUCCUUUUGUUUAAA
Molecule: messenger RNA, 1748 nt
Organism: Cylas formicarius (sweet potato weevil)
Lineage: Eukaryota; Metazoa; Arthropoda; Insecta; Coleoptera; Brentidae
Product: tether containing UBX domain for GLUT4
Exons: 6
Coding region: 126-1673 (515 amino acids)
Molecular function (GO): protein binding
Source: RefSeq, a predicted model, not a curated record